Molecule: messenger RNA, 2065 nt
Organism: Fomitiporia mediterranea MF3/22
Lineage: Eukaryota; Fungi; Basidiomycota; Agaricomycetes; Hymenochaetales; Hymenochaetaceae
Exons: 7
Coding region: 8-1840 (610 amino acids)
Biological process (GO): transmembrane transport
Cellular component (GO): membrane
Molecular function (GO): myo-inositol:proton symporter activity
Source: RefSeq, a predicted model, not a curated record
GCCUACCAUGUCUAAUGAGAAGGUUGCAGAUGAGUACUCCUUCCAGGAGCAGGGCAUGAGCAAGGUCCCCAACCUCAAUGCGAACGUGUCUGCAAAGAUUAAGAAUCCGUUGAUCGGAAUUCCAGAAGAUCAACUCAUGGCAGACGUAGAACGGUUUGCUAGAGAUCAGGAAUUAACUGAUAUCCUUCCGCUUCUUAAGCACGGAGCGAUUGCCGCGCAGAACCCAUUGGACUUUGAGACCCAGAAGGGCCUAACGGAUGAAGAGCGCGAUAUUCUCCGUUAUGAAAUUUCGCACAAAUGGAAGCAACCAACGUCUCUUUACUUCACAAUCAUCCUCUGUUCAAUCGGUGCUGCUGUCCAGGGCUGGGAUCAGACGGGUUCAAACGGUGCCAACUUGUCCUUCCCAGUCGAGUUUGGAAUUGGCACGGACUCGGAUCGCGACACAUUCCUUGUCGGUCUCGUCAAUGCCGGUCCUUACAUUGCAUCAGCGGUCCUUGGUUGCUGGCUCUCGGACCCUCUUAACAAUUAUUUCGGUCGUCGCGGUACCAUCUUUUUCUCGGCUAUCUUCUGUCUCUUUCCUGUCAUCGGCUCCGGCCUUGCCCAGACGUGGGAGCAACUCUUCAUCACUCGUCUUCUUCUCGGUAUUGGGAUGGGUUCCAAAGCGUCUACCGUUCCUAUUUACGCUGCUGAAAACUCUCCUGCACUAAUUCGUGGAAGUUUGGUCAUGACAUGGCAAUUGUGGACCGCAUUCGGUAUUUUCCUUGGCUUUGCCGCUAACAUGGUAGUCAUGGACGUGCCAGUCAUUGCGUGGCGUCUACAGUUGGGAUCGGCAUUCAUUCCUGCGAUGCCACUCCUCAUUGGCAUCUACUUUUGCCCGGAGUCUCCUCGUUGGUACAUGAAGAAGGGCCGCUAUCGUGAUGCAUACAACUCUCUCUUGAGGUUGCGCAAUCAUCCAUUACAGGCUGCUCGUGAUCUGUACUACGUUUAUGCGCAGCUACAGGUUGAAUCUGAGUUUAUUGGCCAGUCUAAUUAUCUCACUCGAUUCAUUGAGCUCUUCACUAUUCCCCGUAUACGCCGUGCCACCCUUGCAGCAUUCAUCGUUAUGAUGGCGCAACAGAUGUGCGGCAUUAAUAUCAUCGCUUUCUAUUCGUCGACGGUGUUCAAGGAGGCCGGUGCAUCGGAGAAGGCAGCAUUGAUCGCCUCGUUCGGGUUCGGUCUUGUCAAUUUCGUGUUUGCGUUCCCCGCUCUUCGCACAAUCGACACCUACGGGCGUCGGUCUCUCCUGCUGUUCACAUUCCCGCAGAUGGCAUGGACACUUCUCGCUGCCGGUUUCUGCUUCUACAUUCCAAAGGAGAGCAAGGCCCACUUGGGACUAAUCGCAUUCUUCGUUUUCCUGUUCGGCGCAUUCUACUCUCCAGGAGAAGGCCCGGUCCCGUUCACGUACUCCGCAGAAGUAUUCCCACUGUCUCAUCGUGAAGUCGGAAUGUCCUGGGCAGUCGCAACUUGUCUCUUCUGGGCUGCCGUGCUUUCUAUCACAUUCCCUCGCAUGUUGAAUGUAAUGACACCGACUGGAGCGUUUGGGUUCUAUGCUGGCCUCAACGUCCUCGCAUUCAUCAUGAUUUUCUUCUGGGUACCGGAGACGAAGCAGCGCACGCUCGAGGAGCUCGAUUAUGUCUUCGCUGUACCUACUCACAAGCAUGCUUCUUACCAGCUCACAGAGUGGCUUCCGUGGUUUUUCAAACGAUACAUCCUCCGGAUCAAGUCAGCGCGUCUCGAACCCCUUUAUCAUUUCGAAGGAGUUGCUGCAAGCGAGAGUGACCUCUUACACGGAAAGAAUUAGAUACAUGAAUCAUUCCCAUACAUUGUCUUUCGCCAGUCUUGCGAUAGACAUGCGCAUUCUGUGCUCGACACUGCAGAUGUUGGUAGGACGUAUAUAUAUGGUUCGUGGAGAUCAGGUCAUGAUAAAUAGUCCCGUUCCUGUUCACGAUUACGAAGGUGUUCAUAUUAUGUUUAUAACUCCCCUCCCCCUGUCCCCUUCUCUCUGCAUUCGAAUAUUUAUUAUCUC